AUGGAAAUAAUCGAUCAAGACAUCAGGCAGUGGGACGCAGAUGAUGUUAAAGAACAGUUCGGGGACAGUCUGACUCUUUUGCCAUCUAAUGAUAACAUAAAAGAAUUACAAACCAUACUACGGGACAAGAACACAAGUCGUAGUGAUUUCAAGUUCUAUGCGGAUCGUCUCAUUCGUCUGGUAAUAGAAGAGAGUUUGAACAAAUUGCCUUAUACUGAGUGUGAGGUUGUUACUCCUACUGGAGCAAUAUAUAAAGGACUUAAAUAUGGGGCCGGAAACUGUGGUGUGUCAAUUGUGCGUUCAGGAGAAGCAAUGGAACAGGGCCUUAGAGACUGUUGUAGAUCCAUUCGGAUUGGUAAAAUCUUAGUAGAAAGUGAUACUGACACACAUGAAGCUCAUGUUGUAUAUGCGAAGUUUCCAGAAGACAUUGCAAGACGACAGGUGUUGCUCAUGUACCCAAUAAUGUCUACAGGAAAUACAGUUAAACAGGCUGUAAAUGUAUUAAAGCAACACGGAGUCAAAGAAGAAAGAAUCAUUUUAUCGAAUUUAUUCUGCACACCGGCAGCGGUACAAGCUGUAGUCGAUCACGUACCCAAAAUGAAAAUAUUAACUUCGGAGCUGCAUCCUGUGGCCCCAAAUCAUUUCGGACAGAAGUACUUCGGAACUGAUUGAUACGAAGACGAAUUCGAGGUCUAGACAGACCAAAAAUAAUACUAAUGCCGAGAAGCACCUGAACUUGUUCUAAAAUGUGUUUUUAAUGAGAAAUGUAUGCUUGCGAUUAAAUUUCGAAAUUAUCGUCUUAUUCGUCGUAUUCUUAGUAAGAUGUAUCCUUGAAAAUUCAAUGUUAAAUGAUACCAAUGAAUAUUAUAGUUUUAACCUAUUAAAGAUAAUAAAAAAAACAUAUUCCUAUUGUAGAGUAAGUGACUAUUUAUUAAUGUAUUAAAAAAUGUUUUAUGCAACUUUGAAAAUAAUACAAUACGCACAUAAUUGUAUGUUUCUCUCUAUGGUCAAGUAAGAGUCUGGUCUUAGCCAGACCUGUGCUAUUUCCUAACUAUCUUCUAGAUACUAAGUUCAAUGCAAAAGCACAAAAUGCCUGUUUUGUAUUUAUGAAGGAUACAAUGAAAUAGUUACUGUAUUCUUUUUGGUUAAGAAUAGCUUUUUAAAUAUUAAUUUAUAUUGCAAUGUAAAUUGGAGGUUGCUGUAAAUGAAGGUGAUAAAUAAAAAACAAUGUUUUAUUUUUGAUAAUUUAUUUCAGUUUCACAGUUUACAAUCUAUGGGUAGAUACAAGUAUUUAAUUAGAUCAGAUCACACAUGUAAGCAGUUAUCAUUAUAAAUUAAUAGUUCAACAUUUCGAAUAAUUUAAAACCUUACUAUGUAACCUUUAUAAAGUGUUCCCCAAACAUUUUAGUUGUUGACUCAAUCCAGCUAGUGAUAUUCUUUAACACAGAUGUUACUCACUUAUUGUAAGAUUCUACACCCUAAUAAUAUUAUUUAACAUUGUAAAAAUAUUGAUAACAUUCAAUUAUAUCGUAACAAGUUUAUUACUUAUUCGAGAACAAAAAUAUUAUAUUUUUUAAUUUUAUUAGUAAAACUAGAUGUCACUUACAAUUACUGUGUUAGAUGGCGACCUUCCGAUGGCGUAUAUGGCAACAUUACAUCUAAAAUCUCAUUUUUUAAAUAACAUGUGACACAGCAACGCCAUCGGCGUCUCUUCGAAUAAAAAGUGCGUACUCCCGUAUAUAAAUAAAUACUUAAAAUAUAACAAGUAUAUUAAUACUUUGUCAAUAUAUUCCUUACACACUAUGUUACAAUAUGACAAGCACUUACUAAGUUCGAUUAUAAAUGAUGAACAAUAAAAUUUAGAUCUGGCAACACCAGCCAAGAUGCCUUCUUACAUUAUAAUGUUGUUAAAAUCGAAUGUCCUUUUCUGUCACUUCG
Molecule: messenger RNA, 1938 nt
Organism: Bombyx mandarina (wild silkworm)
Lineage: Eukaryota; Metazoa; Arthropoda; Insecta; Lepidoptera; Bombycidae
Gene: kri
Product: uracil phosphoribosyltransferase krishah
Source: RefSeq, a predicted model, not a curated record